CCCUCGAACUGGCCAUGCCCCGCCAGGCGUGGGAGUGAAACACGGAGCCGGGCUCCGGGUCCCCCCGCCCGUGCUCGUUUCCUGGGUGGAGCUGGGGCUGGGCAGAGGCAAAAGCCUUUAAAAGCCUCCAGCCCCAGCUCGCGGGAGCCAGCAGGUCCCAGCAAGCGCCGAGGAGCCAAGCGGGGAGCGGGUGGAAUCCGUCCGGCUGGCCUGGCCCCCGGCCAGCCCUACGUUUCCAUGCGCCCUCCGGGCCGGAUGCCAGGCUGAGCCCCGGAGCGGCUCCGUCUCGCCCGAGGAGCGUGGCCCAUGGACCUGGCCGGCGGCCGGCGACGUCGCUGGGGUUCCCUCCAGCUGCUGCGGGCCGGGAUCCCCGGGGGCAGGCGCUAGGCCGACUUCCCAGCCUCGGGCCGGAAACUGCUUGUCGCCGCAGGGGCCCCCCCGCCAUGGGGCAGGCCAUGGGGCCGCUCUUCCUCUUCCUGCUGGCCCUGGUGCGGCUCUGGGCGAGCCAGGCCCUGUCCACCUGCAAGACCAUCAACAUGGAGCUGGUGAAGAGGAAGCGGAUCGAGGCCAUCCGCGGGCAGAUCCUCAGCAAGCUGCGGCUGGACAGCCCCCCCCAGGUGGAGGGGGGGGACGCCGCCCUGCUCCGCCUGCCCGAGGAGGUGAUGUCGCUUUACAACAGCACCCGCGACAUGGUGCGGGACAUGGCCCGCCAGCAGGAGGCGGCGAAGCUGCGUGAGAGCCCCCAGGACGAGUACUACGCCAAGGAGGUGCACAAGUUCUCCAUGCUGUCGGUGAAAGACGACAGCUACAAGGACUGGGGCAAGACCUACCAUGGCACCUUCUUCCUGUUCAACGCCUCGCAGGUGCGGGCGCAGAUCAGCAGCGAGGCCCUGCUGCACCGGGCCGAGCUGCGCAUGCUGCAGAAGCCGGGCACGGAGCAGCGGGUGGAGCUGUACCAGCACUACGGGAACAGGUCCUGGCGGUACCUGGACAGUCGCGCCGUGGGGCGGGCGCCCGAGGAGGAGUGGCUGGCCUUCGACGUCACCGAGGUGGUCCGCCAGUGGCUGAGUGGCCAAGAGCCGCUGGAGAUCUUUAAACUCAGCGUUCACUGCUCCUGCGAGGCCGCCUGUGAGGAACUGAAAGUGACCAUAGACGGCUUUGACCAGAAGCGGGGGGACCUGGGCACCGUCUCCUCCACGGCCCAGAAGGUGCCCUACGUGCUGGUGAUGUCCACGCCCCUGGAGCGCGCCAGCCACCUGCAGAGCUCGCGCCACCGCCGGGCGCUGGACACCGACUACUGCUUCGGGACGGAGGAGAAGAAUUGCUGCGUGCGGCCCCUCUACAUCGACUUCCGCAAGGACCUGCAGUGGAAGUGGAUCCACGAGCCCAAGGGCUACAUGGCCAACUUCUGCAUGGGCCCCUGCCCCUACAUCUGGAGCUCCGACACCCAGUACAGCAAGGUCCUGGCAUUGUACAACCAGCACAACCCGGGCGCCUCGGCCGCGCCCUGCUGCGUCCCCCAGGCCCUGGCGCCCCUGCCCAUCGUCUACUACGUGGGGCGCAAGCCCAAGGUGGAGCAGCUCUCCAACAUGAUCGUCAGCUCCUGCAAGUGCAGCUGAUUGCCCGGGCGCCGGCGGGGCGAGGCCGAGACACACGGACUCACUGCCCCCCCGCACCGCAGAGAACGGGCAGGGGGCUCAUGGGGGGGGAACUAGGGGGUUUUGGACUUGGAGUUUCUCUUAUUAUUAUUAUUAUUAUUAAUAAUUUUUUUUGUAAAUUCCCUCAGUGUUUUUGGGUGAAAAUCUUGAAUUUUUUGUAAUUUAAAAAAGAAGAAGAGAAUUAUUUAA
Chelonia mydas (Green sea turtle) is the source of this 1847-nucleotide messenger RNA. RefSeq names its product transforming growth factor beta 1 (gene TGFB1). The record is from RefSeq and is a predicted model, not a curated record. Gene Ontology annotation, biological process: SMAD protein signal transduction; BMP signaling pathway; transforming growth factor beta receptor signaling pathway. Bases 444 to 1619 code for a protein of 391 amino acids. Gene Ontology annotation, cellular component: extracellular region. NCBI's taxonomy places the organism in Eukaryota, Metazoa, Chordata, Testudines, Cheloniidae. Gene Ontology annotation, molecular function: cytokine activity; type II transforming growth factor beta receptor binding; growth factor activity. The transcript has 7 exons.